AGUUUUUUUCUUCUAUUUUGUGACAAGAGAUAACCACUAAAAUUUUGUUAUUUUUAAUCAAAAAACACAUUGCCUACAUCUGGUUGAUUAAAUUAUUUUUCAAUUCAAAGUUGAGACCAAUCAAAUCAUGGCUCAUUUGCUGACACCAGCUCCAGCUCUCUCCGCGAGACCUCGAAAGAGCUCCCUCUAUUCUUGGAAAAAUGGGUGCUUUAUAACUUCAAGAGUGUGCUGUGUUGGCCACCAAUAUCAACCUGAGGCCUCUUCCAUCUCUGAUCAAGUCCCUUCUCCCCGUGAUGACCACUCUCUGCGUCGCAGGGCAUUGAUGGGUUUAAGUGGUGCAGUAAUGUUGGGAUUGAGUUUGAGUGAUGAGCAAAGUGCAAGUGGCGCUGGAAGGCCUCCACCGCCUCCGCCAAAGGAGAAAAAGGAUCCGAAUCUGAGUGGUGUUCAGGCAAAAGUAUUGGCUAGCAAGAGGAGAAAAGAAGCCAUGAAAGAAACAGUGGCCAAACUAAGAGAGCAAGGGAAGACCAUUAAUAAAGAGCCACCACCUGCAUCGCAAUAGUUUCCAAAUGUUUAACCUUUCCAUUGUCACCUACAAAUGGUUGAUGUUAUUGUUGUAUUACUAUUAUUGCUCAAUUAAAUAAGACCG
This is a messenger RNA of Gastrolobium bilobum, 646 nucleotides long. RefSeq lists its product as uncharacterized. The coding region runs from base 128 to 559 and encodes 143 amino acids. Lineage: Eukaryota; Viridiplantae; Streptophyta; Magnoliopsida; Fabales; Fabaceae. The transcript is spliced from 2 exons. The record is from RefSeq and is a predicted model, not a curated record.